AAAGCGUUAACAACGUUCCAACGGAUCUGCAGCGACCAAGCAGGAAAACAACAACACCGCCGCCGUCGUGUCCGCUCUCUCUCGCUCUCCUGUCAACAGUUACUUUCUGACGAUAGACUUUUUCGAGUGUUCGUUUUCGUUUGUCGUUCGUCGUUCGGCUCCUCAUCGCCUGUGGUUGUUGCUGCUGCAGCUCCUUCAUUAAAAGAUAAGUAAGGCUUAAACAACAACAAUAAGCGCGAGUGUGAGUGACAACAGCGUUUGCAUACAAAAAAAAAAAGCAAGAGUGUGGCAAAAGCAUCAGCAACUGCAACAACAUUUCCAAAUUUAACAACGCAGCAGAAGCGCAAAAAAACAACAGCAACAACAACAACGAGACAUUUGAAAGGGAAUUGUUUCGGUUUCUAUUUAAUUUAGCGAAGUCACGAUGUCCACGCCCACUUCCCCCAAGACACCCACACCGCCCACUUUGCCGCCGGGCGUGACCAAGACCUGUCACAUAGUCAAGAGGCCCGAUUUCGAUGGCUACGGCUUUAAUUUGCACUCGGAAAAGGUGAAGCCAGGACAGUUUAUCGGCAAGGUCGAUGCCGAUUCUCCGGCAGAGGCGGCUGGUCUGAAGGAGGGCGAUCGUAUCCUGGAGGUCAACGGAGUGUCCAUUGGCAGCGAGACCCACAAGCAGGUGGUGGCCCGGAUCAAGGCCAUUGCCAACGAGGUUCGUUUGCUCCUCAUCGAUGUGGAUGGCAAGGCCAUCGAAGCGAAGUCUCCUCAAGCAGCUACUGCCGCUGCCGCCUGCAAUGGCAAUGGAAAUGGGUCCAGCCAGAAUGGUUACGAGGGCACCAAGCAGGAGAUGCCAGGAGCCAGUGCCAACAUUAGCAGCAUUAGCAUGGUGAGCACUAAGCGAUCCUCCAAUGCCAGCAGCAUUCAGAGCGGCAGCACCAUGAAUGCCUCCGACUUGGAUGUGGUCGACAGGGGUCUCCCGUCGCCGCCGCCCGUGGUUAGUCCUCUGCCCGUGCAGCAGCACAACGGCAACAAACCCUCCUCGCCGAUCAACAACAAUACGCUGAUGAGCACACCGCCGCCACCAUCCGCCACAGUGGCCGGGCUAAACAACAAUGGCAGCGUCUCCAACACCAACGGGAAUGGCACCAAUGGCAUGUCCACGCCCAUAACGCCACCUCCAGCGACGGCGACCGGUGGCAAUCGAGCGGGCAGUCUGAACCUGCCGCUGACAGCAGCCGAAAUGCGUGCCAAGCUGGCAUCCAAGAAGAAGUACGACCCGAAGAACGAGAGUGUGGACCUCAAGAAGAAGUUCGACAUUAUCCAGAAGCUCUGAGAUGAAUGGAACACCAUACUUGUUAUAAUGUCAGGAUGAGGAGCUCUAGAGCUGGUUCUGUCAGGCACACACCACAAACACAAACACACACACACACACACACACAAUAUACAAUAUAUGUUUAGCUAGUAGUACGCAGAGUCACUUAUUAACUAAGCAAGUUUUUAAUUAUUACCCCCUAAGAGUGGAGAGAACGAACUAAAGGGCGGUUGCAGCGGAAGAUGGGAGCGACCGGAGCGCUUCCCCUUGGAAUAUCUAUCACAGACGACUUGAAACGUAUUCUUUUGCAAAUUCAAAUUGGCAAUGUUGUUGCGCGCUGCGGUUCAUUGAACAACUUUCGUUGAUUAUGUAUUUACUUGGUUUUGCUUGUAUUUUUGUCAAUCAAAUAAAGCAAAAUUAUAAAAGAAA
Drosophila kikkawai is the source of this 1738-nucleotide messenger RNA. RefSeq names its product Na(+)/H(+) exchange regulatory cofactor NHE-RF1. The record is from RefSeq and is a predicted model, not a curated record. Gene Ontology annotation, biological process: protein localization to plasma membrane. NCBI's taxonomy places the organism in Eukaryota, Metazoa, Arthropoda, Insecta, Diptera, Drosophilidae. Gene Ontology annotation, molecular function: protein binding; protein-membrane adaptor activity. Gene Ontology annotation, cellular component: apical plasma membrane.